Molecule: messenger RNA, 312 nt
Organism: Protopolystoma xenopodis
Lineage: Eukaryota; Metazoa; Platyhelminthes; Monogenea; Polystomatidea; Polystomatidae
Source: the annotation of a GenBank genome assembly
AUGAUAUACAGUAAACUCCUGAACAGUCCAAUUGAAGUAGAGGAAGGUGAGUGGUUACCGUUCCUGGACGUUAAAGUGAUUCGUUCUAAUGGAACGCUUAAAAAGAAAUUGUUCAGAAAGAAGACCUAUGCUGGAAUAAUACUAAUCCGAAGCCUUGGCCUGACGGAUGCAGAUUUCUGGGACGAGAAGCUGGACAAAUUGACUAGGAUCUUCCUCGGCAAUGGCUACCCAAAUGAGGUGAUACAAAGAAACAUACGGGCCAUGAAAAGCCGAUGGCAGAACGGGGACUAUGACAAGAGUAAGGACGAUUAA